This is a messenger RNA of Diabrotica balteata, 5653 nucleotides long. The record is from the annotation of a GenBank genome assembly. Lineage: Eukaryota; Metazoa; Arthropoda; Insecta; Coleoptera; Chrysomelidae.
CUUUAAUUGGCACUGUGCAUUCAAAGAGAAAUGAUUCUGUGUUCGAGAUGGUUAACUUUUACUGGAGCAGUUUUUUUUGUAUCCAAUGUUAAAAUCUGCAGUGCAUUCUGUGACACAUAUGAAUAUCAAGAUGACGAUCCAAGUUAUAAUGAGUACGGUGAACUAUUUUAUAGGAUAAAGAAGUAUGCUAGUUGUGAAGAUGUUCGUCUUCCUUUUCAAGAUAUGAUUUGUGAUGGUUGUACCGAAAUAGAGAUUUCAGAUUCAAAUAUUUCUGAUGUAACACCUGCAGCAUUUUUAAAAGUACCCUCCACGACAUAUUUACAACUAUCAGGAAACUUUAUCAAUACUAUACAGCCUGGUGCUUUUGCCGGUCUUCAUAAUUUAGAGCAACUAGAUUUAGAUAACAACCAAAUAGUAAAUAUAUCUCAAGGAAUAUUCAACUCUUUAGUUCAACUGCAAAUUCUUGAUCUAUCUAAAAAUAAGAUCAACAGCAUAAAUCCCAAUUUUUUGACAGGCAUUAUUCACUUAUCGUCAUUAAAUUUUGCAGAAAAUGCUUUAAAAUCUUUUGAUGGUGUAGCGUUAGGCCAAAACAAUUACUUUAAGAUGUUAAAUUUAAGUGAUAAUAAUAUUUCUUUUAUAAAUUUGAGUAAGUUUAACGGCGAGAUUAUUACUUUAGAUGUUUCAAAUAAUAAGUUGCCAUUUUUUAAUGUAUGCCUUUCAGGGUUACAUAAUCUUAAUGCUAGUAAUAAUGAAAUCAAAUAUUUACUUGCCGACCCUUGCUCAUUGAGUGAAUCUUUAACAACUUUGGAUGUUAGUAAUAAUUUGCUCAAUGAAAAAUACAUAAUGAAUGUUUCAAAACUAAUCAAAUUGGAAUGGUUAAGUAUAGCGGGAAAUAAUCUGUCCUUUAUUCCUGUUAACCUAUUUGUAAAUUUAACACACUUGUCAUUUUUAAACAUGUCACAUAAUAAGAUAAGUUACUUGAAUUAUGGAGUACUGGAUCAUUUAAAUCUUUUGCAAAGUUUAGAUCUGUCGUAUAACAAGCUUACGACUCUUAAAAGAUACUUGCACUCAUUGUCGGCACUAACAUCUAUAUACAUCAAUAACAAUAAAAUCACCAACAUUAAUAGCAAACAACUAUUGAGCGAUAUUCACGGAUUUAACAUCAUAAACAUAGAUAGUAAUGAUUUUACUUGUGAAAAUUUGGUAGAAGUAAUUCAUGAUUUUAAAAAUAAAGUGUUUAAAGGUACAGCAACUAUAGGAUCAAAUAUUCACGGCAUUGCUUGCAAAGAAGAAACAUUACCAGAAGUAAAUCCUGAUGUAAAGCUUAAAGAGGAUGUUAUAAAAUAUUUGGAGACAACAAUUUCAGCAAAGCUUGAAAAAUCCGAGAACCUUCAGUUCGACAGAAGCCUCAUGUACGAUUAUUUUAACAAAGAUUUCAAGAACAGCAACUUUUAUAAGUACCUGGAAGGACUGAAAAAUAUUAGUACGCUAAAUUUUAAUGGUACUGACAUGUUAAAGUACUUCAAUCAAGAUUUUAAAAACAGUUUGUUCUAUAAAUAUCUGGAAAGUUUGAAAGCAAACGAAAAUUCAACCAGAGAGUUUAACAGAAGUCUUUACAACUACUUCAACAACGAUUUCAACGGUACUUAUCUUGUCAAAUAUUUGACUAAACUAGAAAAAUCCAAGGAUGAUUUCAUUGAUUCUUUUGAAAAUAGCAGCAUGUUUAACUACUUUAAUAAAGGCUUUAAAAAUAGCACAUUUUAUAAGUACUUUGAAAAUUUAAAUGCAAAAUUUGAUGAUAUUAAACAAAAAGAUCAUAGUACUGCUGAAUAUUUGCAUAGUAACUCUGAACAUCAAAGAAAUAACUAUUCUCCUAUGCUUUCAAUGUUGUCUAUAAUAAUUGUUCUCUUAACAAUUUUAGUAGCGUUUAAAGCUGUUAAAAUAUAUUUCAGUUACAACAAAAAAAAUCUUUUCUCUAAGGAACACGUUGAACUUUUAGACACAAAUAGUAUACAGUAAGGAUAACAUUAUGUGUGUAUAGAUAUGUGUAUGUACAGAGUGUUUUCAACUAUUUUGUUAAUAUUUUUAAAGGUCUGUAAUUUGUAGUUAAUCCAGUAUAAUUAGAUAAUAUUCAGAACAUGUGUUUAAACUAAAGAAGACAAUCGUUUUCUUCUUCUUCUAGUUCCAUGACCGUUAUCGAUAGUUGGAUAUCAUGUUGGCUACCAUAUUCGCUAUCGUGACUUUAUUGACAGCAGCUCUAAAUAACGAUGUAGUUGAAUUUCCAUACCAUUGCCUUAGAUUUUUCAGCCAUGAUGUUCUUCUUCUACCAGGACCACGAUUACCUUGGAUCUUUUCCUGAAUGAUCAGAUGUAGAUCAUAUUUUUUAGAGUGUCUCAUAAUGUGACCGAAGUAUUCCAGCUUACGUUUCUUUAUUAUAUUGACCAGUUGUGUUGUUUGGUUGAGCUGUCUAAGGACCCCCUCAUAUCUAACUCUGUCGACUUAGCUUAUUUUUAGUAGUCGUCUGUAUACCCAUAUCAUAUCUCAAAAGCUGUCAAGCGUUUAAGGAUAGCCUCAGCUAGAGUCCACGCUUCUACUCCAUACAGCAGGACAGGAAAGAUGUAGCAAGAUGUUAUUAGAACUCUAAGGUCAAUGCUAAGAUUGUGAACGCAAAGUACGUUUCUAGGUAAAGUAAGUUCUAGGUUAAAAAGUAAAGGCGACAAUAUACAGCCUUGCCUCACUCCUCUUUUUAUAUUUAUUUCGUCCGACAGUUCUUGUUCAACCUUUAUUCCUCCCACUUGAUGCCGGUAUAGAUUUGUAAUUAUUUGUAGGUCUUUAUCGUCCAAUCCAGCUGUUUCCAAUAUUUCUAGCAUUUUGUUAUGUCUGACUUUGUCAAAAGCUUUUUCAAAAUCGAUUGCACAAAUGUACACAUUUAGAUUUAUAUCUCUGCAUCUCUGUACUAGCACCUGUAUACUAAACAAUGCUUCUCUUGUACCUAAGCCACUCCCAAACCCAAAUUGAGUAUUGCUAAUUCUGUCUAACAGCGUGUAAAUUCUGCUGUGUAUUACUCGCAGGAAGAUCUUCAAAACGUGACUCAUCAAACUUAAUGUCCGAUAAUCACAGCAUGUCUUUGAACGAUGUUUCUUAGGUAUUGUGACAAAUGUCGACUUUAACCAGUCAGUUGGCAAUAUCCCAGUGUCAUAAAUUCUGUUAAGGAAAUAACACAGAGCUUUAAUUCCAUUUUCUCCCAAAAACUUUGUUAUUUCAGCACUUACUUCAUCGGGGCCAAGUGCUUUUCCAUUUUUUGCCAUUUGUAUUGAACGUGUAACCUCACUUUCUGUUAUAGAUGGACCUGAUAUAGCAAUCGGUGUAUAGUGUUCUACUCUCUCAUCUUCAAAUAAUUCAGAAAUGUAGUUUUCCCAUUCUUUUAACUGUUCAUUUAUGUCUAAUAUUCAGUGUCGGUUUCUGUCUUCUAAACAUUACAUGAUUUGGUAUUGUUGUUUUUUGGUAGAGGUAAAAAUAUCAAUUUAAGCCAUUCCUCUGGGAUAUUGCCCUCUUCAUAUAUGUGGUUGAGAAUUCGGGUGAGUCUGUUUAUAUUACCGUCAUCUAAGGCUUUUAACAGUUCAACUGGAAUUUGAUUAGGACCCGGUGCUUUUUCUUGUUUUGAAUUCUGUAGGGCAUGUUUUACUUCUGAGGGUAACAUUUCAGGUACUGUUCUUCUUCACCCAUAUCUUGCUCAUUUUCCCUCUCGUCAUGGAACAGAUGGAUUAUAUAUUGUUCCCAUACUUUCUUUAUUUUGUUCACUUUAUUAAGUAUUCCUUUAAUAUUAUCUCUUGUUAUGAGUGUUCUUCUUUGUCUGGUGUUGCCUGUAAGUUUUUUUAUUUUUUAUGUACUGGACUAGUCUAUCACCUCUUUCGUUUCUUUUACCAACCGAAAAUUAGCAUUAAUUAAUGUCAUACAUAUGCAUCAUGAGUGCCAUCUAUGAAUAUUUAUCGAAAAUUUUAAAUACCCCAGCGCCCGCCAUCAAAGCAUGUAAAUAACACAAUAUUGCGUACUGGCCAUGCAUGUGCUUGUUGAUUUUGCUAGGAUGAUAAGCUAGUUGUUAAUGCUUGUUAAUUUAAUGAAAAAGAUAGUUUGUUUCAGUAUUUUCAAUAUUAAGUUAUUAAAAUAGAUUCAAACUUUCUAUUUAUGUGCAGCUUUUAGAGACAUGCACCAUGUAAAAAGUUAUGAUGACUGAAACUUAAGCUAUAUCUUCAAUUACUCAACUUAAAAUUUUUAAUAAAUAUAUAGGAUAGUAAGGGAGAACCAAAAUGAUAUGAAAGAGAACUAACUCACGCCCAUAAACCAUCUAGACUCCACCCACCACAACCAAAAAAGUUUAAAUUGCAAACCAUUACUUGUGAUACAUCAUUGAAGACUAUAAAGAAUGCUAUCCAAUGGUGCAAAUAAUAAUUAUACAGGGUGAAGCAAUAAUUGUGAAAAUUUGGCUUAAAUGGAAAAUUUAAUAAGGUUUUGUUGAACUACAAAUUUGUUAAAAAUGUCAAUUAAGUUAAUGUUCAAAGUGGGUUCCGUUGUUUUGUAAACAAUAAUACAGCCUAUUUUCAAAUUAUGCAUGAACUUUGGCAAAUGUUGUUCUAGUCAUAGCGCAACAUGCUUGCGUAAUCCUUUCUCGCAAUUCCACAAGUGACGAAGGUGGAGUUUGAUAAACAACUGACUUGAGGUUGAACCCCAUAGACAAAAGUCAGGUGGUGGUAAGUCUGAUGACCUCGGUGACACUCAAUAGGACCUCUCCUUCCAAUCCAUGUGUUCGGAUAAUUAGUAUCCAACCAGUGCCUAAAUGGAGCUGCGUAGUGAGGAGGUGCUCCAUCUCAUUGGAAGUGCAGCAAAUAUUCGUCUAGAGGCAGGUUACCUUGAUCGUCCCUUUGGUUUUCUAAUUCAUGCACAAUUACAAGUUCGAUGGUGUUUUCCAGCAUAUCGAGAUAAAUGUUGCCACUGAAAUUGUCUGGUAUGAACAAGGGGCCAUGUUCUCUUUCAUGUCAUUUUGCAUGUCAUGCAAGUUUAACGUUUACUUUGUAUUCCAGUUCUUCCUUUGGCAGAAUUUUUGGUUUUUUAUUGACGCUUAUAAAAUGAAAGUAGGGUAAACCACCCAGUUAUUGGCACUUUAAGAAAAAGAGUUGUUUAAACAUUAGAUUUGCUAAUAUAGGUAACAUCAUAGGGGAUAUUUUGAAUUUUUUUAUUAUUUACUAUUAUUACUGAACACAAAUAAAUGUCAUUUUAUUAUAAAUAUUAUAAAUAAUGCAAAAAUAGGUUAUUGGAGUUAUUGGAAGUUAUAUUGUAGUUGUUGGCAUGUGUAAAUUGGCAGUGUAAUCAAUCAGUGAUACCUAGUAAUUGGCAUAAUUUUUAUAUCAAAAUAUUGAUUGAGCAUUGAAAACAAAUCUAAAACAUAACUACUUACGAAAAACAGAGUGUCGUUUAUUUAUAUAUUUUUUAAAAACAAAUUUUACAAGAACAAUAUUUUUUAUACAAGUUGUUGUUCUGAAGCUAUUUUCUUGUGGCAUUGUAAAUUAAUUACUAUUUAACUGGGAAUAAGCCACAAUUAAAGAUAAAAAUACGUUUAUUGACGUUUCAAUUUCCACUUCGGAAAUCGUUCUCAAAA